CGGCGUCGAACCCGCGCUGUAUCAGCCGGUGAUCGCGCGUCAACUUUCGACGCUUCCGUCGCGCACGUCGUCGCGACAUCGUUCUCUCUUUUUUUCUUGGUUCAUCUCCGUUUCAACGUGCCGAAAACGAUCGUCUCUAUUUCUCACUUUUUUCUCGCCCUCGACGACGACAACGACGACUACGUAUCGUCUUUGCUUUAAUGAAAGCAACGCAGUGACAAUGUCUCUCGCUAGCCGAGACGUGAACGGGACGUCGAUCGGGCAUCGGAUUUAAAGGGACGGGAUUUAAAGGAACGGGUGGGGACCACAAGGAGGAAACGACGCGGACGAUAAACCGGCAUGGACGGCGAGUGAUACGGGUGCGCGGGGGUGGAAGACUCAGCUACGUGGAUACACAGAUAGAGAGACUCUCGGGGAGACCGGACAGGAUUAAUCGUCGCGAUGUCAACACCGUGCGAUGUCCGACGCGGCGCGCGGAGCCGCGAUCCAGCGAUCCGAUCCAGUGACGUCGCGCCGCGACACAGUGCUGGUGAAUGAGGACGCGGCCAGGAACGCACGGUGGCCAGGCGGGCUUGAAAGGGCGAGCCGGAAAAAUAUGGUGCACGAGGGCACGGGUCUAUGGCACGCGGCAGGAUUCAACGCAUCGAGGUGGCUAAUGAUCAUAAUACACGGGUACCGAGCCACCACCCUCGUCCUCUACGUCCUGCUUAACGUGUUGGUGCGCACCGAAUAUCCAGCUGCGGUGACAGCGGAAAUAGUCGAUGUUAACAUGAACUCGUUGGACGGCACGACGGGAAAGCCGCUGGACGUCGAUCUGCCGCCAACCCUGCCGAUGACUUUCGGCACGGAAAAUUCAACAUCGGUUUCGGCGCAAUCGGGUUCCACCGCCAUGAUGCCUUGCGUCGUUCAUAACCUGGGAGAGGGCACGGUGUCGUGGAUCAAGCGGAAGAACGUACAGGAGUUACUGACCGUAGGACUGACGACGUACGCCAAUGACGAGCGGUUUCAGACAAGUCAUUUCCAACACAGCGAGGACUGGACUCUUCAAAUAAAAUACGUUCAACCGAGGGAUGCCGGGUUGUACGAGUGCCAAGUGUCUACUCAUCCGCCCACGAGUAUAUUCAUGCUUCUCGUGGUCGUUGAAGCCAAAGCGGAGAUAGCCGGCCCAGCGGAGAAAUUCGUGAGGCCCGGCAGUACGCUACAGCUGCACUGCCUCGUGAAGCAGUCGACCGAGGUGCCGUCGUACCUCUUCUGGUAUCAUAACUUACGUAUGAUCAACUACGACGUCGAGCAAGGCGUCAACGUGAGCACCGACCUCGCCGGCAGGGAGAGCUGGUUGGAAGUGCCAAGAGCGUCGGAUCGCCACUCUGGUAACUACACCUGCAAGGCCAGCAAUGCCCAGCCGGGCCGUGUCUUGGUGCACGUGUUCAAGGGCGACAAUCCGGCCGCCAUGCAGCACAGCAUGGCGACCUCGCCGUCGAUGAUGGCUUGCACUGCGCUGUUGACCAUGUUCGUCACGCUCAAGCUGGCGCUGCAGACGAACUGGAGCUUGUGACGUGCGUGAGUGUAAGGGACACGAGGGUUAAUCUGAGGUGUUAGCGGAAUUGUGUAAUUAUUGUCAUUAAUCGUGCUCGCGCGACUCAUACCGCGGAAAUCGUGCGCGAGUGCGCUGGAAAAAUUCGUAGCAAAACUUGAAGCGCGGUCGUAUCGUGGUGCUUCCAAUCGUGAAGAUCCAUCGUCGUUAACGAGACCGAGGACAACGCGAGGGCCGCGGGAUCGGGUGUGAUUGAUUGAUACUGCUUAUCCAGAACGACUAAACGCGCUCUCGGUGCCCGGCAGAGUGGCAUCGAAAGGUCAGUUGUGAUUAUUUGCGCCGUUGAACUGCCACUUGAUCGAUUCCGUGUUUAAUUACAGUUCGAUGUGGAGAUAUGUAACAACGUAGCAUGCUAAUACGAAGAGCGUGAGAUAAUGUCGUCGUGUGCCGAAGCCACGAGGUUGCUGACGAAUUGAUCGCUCGAUCAGUCUGUGCGUCCACUGGAACUCUCCGGUAAUCAGGCGACGUCGUUGCUCAACCGGACGAAGAACGAUAUAGCGGGGAGUAUAAUGGCUCACCUGUUCGCGUCUUCAGCCGAGCGAACCAACGACCGAGCUUCCGGCCGAAAAAGCUCAGCGCGUCGUUCUAGAAUAAAAUGCCAUCGGGUGACUUCGAGAUGGCUCGCGUAUAUCAUCCAUUCUUCCGUCGAUCGAUCGUGUUACAUUCCGUGUCACAUGUUGGAACGAGGAAUAUUAGGCCGUAAUGCACAAGCGGAUGGCGACGGCAGUGUGUCGUCGUCGGCUCAACUCCUCCACGAGAGAUCGUGUUCGACGAUCGGUCGUAUGUGUGUGCGUAUAUGUAUGCGUGUGUGCAUGUGUGACUCGCGUGCUGAAUGGGAAAAAUUUGACGUUAGCGCGGAUGUGAAGACAAACUCAUCAAUCUAGCGACUGAUAUGAGAUACAUCGACGGGUCCGUGUGACUUCGACGGCAACUUCCGUGCGCGUGAAUAUGUAACGCUGCGUGUGACUGGAGAAGUCGUUGGAGACAGGUGCCUCUCUGAUGGUUUGCGCCGCCACUUCGUCGAACAAUGCGGAUGGGUGGGUAGGUGUGCGAUUAAGUGUUAAAUUUAAACCGAUAUAGACAGAAAGAGAAAAACCAAAAAUCACGCGCACGAUGCAGAUACUCAACGAGUGCACAUCCCGGCUGCAGCUCUCCGUGAAAGUAAGUGAUUGAUAACGCGCGGAUCGGAACUGUCGGCGCCGUCGAACUUGCGUGAACAUCAGCGAUCGCCUCGACGGUGCAUUGAAACGACGACAAGAAGAGAUGAUGCGGUCGACGCGUCGUGUGUCACUCACAGGAUGCUUUGUUCGAUUCGCAGAUGUGAUGAGCACGGUGUGUGAAGGAGAAGCGGCGAAAGCGACAUCUGCUUCCGCCGCGGCCUAAAGAUACUUCAUUGGCGAGAUUUCCAAACGCUUAUCGAGAGGAAAGUCGUUCAAACGAAAGUUCGCUGUUGAAUUUUCACCCUCCACCCGAGAUAUCGACUCAAGAGAGGCACUAUGGACGGUGACGGACACGAGUGAUAGUAAUAUCUAGACUAAAUAAAGUGAGCAUGAAUUUACCAAACACUCUCUGUGUAGAAGGACGCUCGACGGCCGCACGUGCGCGCGCACACACAGACAAGCGUUGUCGCGCCCGCGCGAGAUGCGAAACUAUCGUGCCAAGAUUCUUUUGUAAUUAAACACUCGUUGAGAGUUAGUCUAAGAGACUACGGCUUAAACCGCUCGCAUCGGUAAGUAAAAAGCAUUUUUUGCAAAAUUAAUCCGAAGUUCGCGUCCGAGUAGAGAAUUUGUUUAUUCAGGCGGUACUUUUGCUUAUGAAGCGGUUAAUCGAAUAUUUGGCUGUUUUUAUAUUAAUCUUUUAAAAUCCAGUGUGCAUAAUUACGUAUAUUAACUUUUUAGUUGAUCCUUCUCAAAUUUCUUGUAUUGACAAAGUAAUGAUUCGAUUGAUAUAAUGCUAUUAAUUUAUCCCACGUAGAAUAAUAUUUUUUAUCUCCAACUUGUGAAAUAAUAAUUGUUUUGCUGAAAAGAAAAAUAGCGAUCGUGCGCAGAGCAGAAUCAUUAACGCUUGAAAUUGUGUAAAGCUUUUCACAAGAAAAAGUAAGCAAAUCUUAUUUUUUCAAUUUUUUAUACAUGUUAUCUUAACGUAAAAAGUUUGCGCUUUUAUGUUCUUUAUUAUAGUUGCGAGAUUUAUUAAAUUUUGUAGGGGUAGAAUAUAUACAUGCAAAUAUGUGAAUAUAAAAAGAAAUAUUUUGGUUUCUUUCAAAAAUAUCUUUAUUUCUGAUAUGUGAAUUUUAAAAUGAAGUUACACAGCGUUAAAUGAAGAUAAAUUACUUCUAUCAAUACAUAUUAUACGAUUCAACAAAGAAAAAUAUAUUCUUAUUAUUCAAAAAUAAUUUUCACGUAUAAGAAGCACAAAAUUUUGGAUUAAAAAUAUAACGUUUCUAAAUAUUGGAAGAAAAUGUCAUUAUUAUUAAAAUAA
Molecule: messenger RNA, 4072 nt
Organism: Odontomachus brunneus
Lineage: Eukaryota; Metazoa; Arthropoda; Insecta; Hymenoptera; Formicidae
Exons: 5
Coding region: 458-1555 (365 amino acids)
Biological process (GO): synapse organization
Cellular component (GO): neuron projection membrane
Source: RefSeq, a predicted model, not a curated record